Molecule: messenger RNA, 2331 nt
Organism: Oryza brachyantha (malo sina)
Lineage: Eukaryota; Viridiplantae; Streptophyta; Magnoliopsida; Poales; Poaceae
Product: peptide-N4-(N-acetyl-beta-glucosaminyl)asparagine amidase A
Exons: 1
Coding region: 104-2011 (635 amino acids)
Cellular component (GO): vacuole
Source: RefSeq, a predicted model, not a curated record
AGAGCCGAAAAAAAGCUCAAAAAUCCCCAAAUCCAGCGGCACAGUAGCAGUCCGCACUCCCCAGCAGCGACCGACCACCAACUAGGCAAACCCCUCGUACAGGAUGGCGCCGCUCUAUCUCCUCCUCCUCCUCAUCCUCCCCUCGCUCCUCGCUGCUCCGGCCUGCGCAGAGGAGGUCCCGGACCGCUACGCCGUCCUCCAGGCCCCGCGGGCCGCGGCGGCCAAGGAGUACCUCGACCCGACCUUCCCGCUUCCCCAGCCCCCACCGGCGGCGCCGUCCUGCACCGUGCCGGUCCUCUCCUACUCCUUCGGCGACACCUACGGCGCCGCGCCGGCCAAGGCCUCGUACGCGCCCCCCGCCGGGUGCCCCGCGCCGUGGUCGCUCGUCGUGCUCACCUUCUCCGCCUCCUGCGCCGGCGACCAGUACGACCGCGUCGCCGCCGUCUGGCUCGACGGCGCCGAGCUCCUCCGGACCACCACCGCGGAGCCGACCCCUGAGGGCGUCCGCUGGACCGUCCGCAAGGAUGUCACCCGCUAUUCCGCCCUCCUCCGCUCCCCGCCCGGCGGCGUCCUCUCCGUCAUGCUCGAGAACGUCGUCAACGACAAGUACACCGGAGUGUACAGCGUCAACGUCUCCCUGGAGUUCCACGGAACCCCGCCUUACCUCUCCGACGCAGCAGCCUCCUCCUCUUCCCCUGCCGGCGUCGCCAGCAACGAUCCCGAGGCACCUAUGCUGCCGGAUUCAUACUUCCAGCCGGCGGAUCUCAUCAUCCCGAUCUCGGAUGGCAUCGGGAAUGGCAAAGGCGGCUACUGGUUCCGCAUCCAGAACGCGUCGGAUUCGCACUCCAAGUUCGUGACCAUUCCGUCGAGCACCUACCGUGCAGUCCUGGAGGUCUUCGUGUCCCCUCACUCCAACGACGAGUACUGGUACUCCAACCCGCCAGACAUCUACAUCAAGGAGAACAACCUCACCACGCGGAGGGGCAACGCGGCGUACCGCGAGGUCGUCGUCAGCGUGGACCACCGCUUCGUCGGCUCGUUCGUGCCGUUCCCGGUCAUCUACACGGGCGGCAUCAACCCGCUCUUCUGGCAGCCGGUGGCCGCGCUCGGCGCGUUCGACCUGCCCACCUACGACGUCGAGCUGACCCCAUUCCUCGGCCUCCUGGUCGACAGCAACGCCCACGAGAUCGGCCUCAGCGUGGUGGACGGCAUCGCCGAGUGGCUCGUCGACGCCAACCUGCACCUCUGGCUGGACCCCAGCACGUCGGACGUCCACGCCGCGCUCGGCUCGUACCAGACGCCGCGCCUGAAAAUCUCCCGCCAGUACUCGACGCGGCUGCUCGAAGGCAGGUUCAAGAUCAAAGCCAAGAGGAGAUCCUCCUUCAGCGGCUGGGUCAAGUCCUCGUUCGGCAACUUCACCACGGAGGUGGAGACGGAGCUGAAGGCGACCAGCCUGGUCGAGUUCACCGGCGACGGCAAGAACAAGACCGUCUCGCUGGAGGCGAAGCAGGAGACGAAGACGCUGAUCCGGGCCGACACGAGGAAGGUGAUCGGCAAGGUGGAGAGGGAGGCCAAGUACCCGUUGUCGCUCUUCACGGAGACAGAGGACGGCGAGAACGGCACGUCCCUCAUCACGGUGACCCUGUCCCACGGCCUCAGCGUGGAGACGGAGACCGAGACGAGGGCCUUCGAGAGCAAGGAGAAGCUCGACGACCGGCAGACCGCGGAGGGGUGGAUGGUCGUCAUGGACCACGACGUGGUGAACGGGUCGGUGGCGACGACGCAGGCGUACCGCUUCAGCGACGAGGACAGGGAGUACGAGCGGACGAUCGACGUCAUGGACGGCGCCGUGCUGAGCGACAACGUCACCGAGAGCUUCAGCGCCCUGGCUGGCGCCGGCGCGGCGGACGCUUGCUGGCGCUGCCGUGGAAGGAGCUGCGACGGAGCCGGCGCGGCGGCGUGCCGGGUCCACGCCGGCAUUGCUGCGCUGCAAGGCCCGGACCAAGAUUAGCGUGAUCGAUUGAUACGAAAUUAAUACAGGUGGAAUUCGUCGCCUCGAAGAAUUCUUGUGUGCAGAGCUGUUUCCAAGGGCAUCGACGUGAUCAAGAUUACCGUUUUCUUUCUCAGGGGUAACUUUAACUCUGCACUGUGAUCUGUAUUUAGCAUAUAGCUUCAGCAAUGUUCUGUAUGUAUGCCGUGUAUAGGGUUUUGUUUAUGUGAUCAUCGUUUCUGCCUUUUGCAUUUCUGUUCUGAAAAGUUUUGCGGUGCAGGUUUUGGAUGUGUCUGUUUCAAUAAAAGCAUAAUAAAGCUGAAAAUUGCAGACUGUUAUAU